AUGGAAACCUGGUAUAACAAUCAAGACUCAAACUUAGAAAUCACAGGGCAAAACUUUUUUGUAAUGAAACCUUCACAAGACAAAACAACCCGGGGAAAUGUAAAGUCUCCAACAAAUAUAAAUAAACUGGAAUCCAGCACAAGUAUCCCUGCUAAGGAGUGAGAGUUUUUAAACGAGCUGCUUAACAAGCCUGAUAAAUCUCCAAGCUUGCUUGAUCCUAAUGCUAAACGUAACUCAUUGAGUAUUCCUCUAAAAAGCAGAGAAAUUUCUCCUAAUAAAAUUCCAGAAAAAGUUACACAUUUUAUAAAAAAUAGCAAAGGAAUUGUCCUCAGGCAAGCUUAUGCGAAAAAAGGACAAAUUUCACCUUUUCCUGAGCCGAUCCCUGAGUGUAGAAGCUUAAGUGUAAAAGUCCACAGGUGUUUGUCAAAUACUGACGUCAUAAAUGGCUCUUCUCCUCUACAGACUAAGAAAAGCGCUUUUUUAAAGUCAGACGACUCUAUUAAAGAAGAAAAAUUUAAGAUAAAAUCGAAGAAAAUGACAGUAAAAAGAAGGAAAAAAAUUGAAAAUAAUCAGCUAGAAGCGGUCAAAAUAAAUUUAGCUAUUUUAUCAUUGCAGAAAAGCUUUGGAAUUGAAAUAACUCCUAAUGAAAAUCCCACUUACAAGUUUUUUGUCGGCUCCGGCAAUAACCACCAGCUUGUCCUAAAAAUCUUAAAAGCCAAGCCAAAAUGAGAACAAAGCUAUUCUCCUUACUCUGCCAAUCUUAUAUGGACCCAAGUAAAAAGAAAAGAAAUAGUAGAAGUCCUCGAAACUUCAGGGAAAAAAGAAACAAGGGCUAUUGACGUGUCAGAUAAUACCAUUAAUUUUAUCACCAACAGCCAGGAGUUUUGCCACCUAUCACCAUUAUCAACAUUAAUUUCUACCCGUACCAAGCUUUAUAACAGAAUUGAAAGAAACAAUGAGCUUGCCAGCAAAAAAAGGCUUUUUGCCAAUAUGUGCAGCUACUAUGAAUCUAUAAAUAAAAAUCCAUUUAAUGUACUGCCUAUGACUUUCCAUAUAGUAGACGGGACAAGAGACCCAAAUUUUCCUAAACUACAAGAGUAUUUUAAUAGUAUUAAAUCUGAAGCAAAUCUAGUGAACUUAUGAAUUGUAAAACCAGGCGAGCUUACUAACCGAGGAAAUGGAAUAACUGUCUGCUCAACGUUAGAAGAAAUAAUAAACAGAAUAGAAGAGGCUUCUUCAGGGCUUAAACACAGCUAUAUUGUUCAAAAAUAUAUAGAAAACCCUUUAUUAUAUAGAGACAGAAAAUUUGAUAUGCCAUUUUUGAUGAAAAUUGUCCUUAUUUAUUUAUAUAGAAAAAUAAAUCUGUAGUAUUCUCUAUUGAUAGGUAUAUCCGUUGCUAUACAUUAAUUGCAUGCAUAAACGGGAGCAUCCAAGCAUACUUCUACCGUGAAGGCUACUUAAGAACUGCUUGUCAAAAAUUCACCUUGGAUAUCACACAAAAUAAAUUUGUCCAUUUAACUAAUGACGCAGUCCAGAAAAAAUCCCCUGAGUAUGGAAAAUUUGAAGCAGGGAACAAGCUUUCUUAUGAUGAAUUUCAAGAAUAUAUAGACAAUGAAAUACAUGCAAAAGUGAAUUUUAAAAGAGAAAUUUAUCCGAAAAUAAGAAAUAUUGUGCAGGAUACUGUAGCUGCGACGUGUGGAAAAUUAGACCCAAAGCAUAGGCUGCAUACUUUUGAAAUUUUAGGGUAUGAUUUUAUGCUAGAUGAUAAUUUCAACCCUUGGCUUAUUGAAGUAAAUACAAACCCUUGCUUAGCAUUAAGUUGCCCAUUAUUAGGGUCUUUAAUAACAAAAAUGCUAGAAGAUUCAUUUAGGCUUGUAGUUGACCCAGUUUUCCCUGAAGAUUCUCAGUCACUUAUUAUUGAUACUGGGUAUGAGCUAAUUUAUAGCACUGCUAACUCCUACCUUAGGAAUAAAAUUUGGAAAAAUUCAAAAUUUACUAGAAUUGUUGAUAUAUAUAAUAUUUGUAAAAAUAAAUCCCUGCUAAUUCUAUCAAAUUUAGAUCUAAAAACGGCCUUAAAUUAGAUAUUUUUUUAAAGUAAAUUAAAAUUAUUUGAGUGAGUAAGCACUCGUUGCGCAAUAUUAAAGAAGAAGAAAAUUUAGAAGAAAUUUCUGAUGGAGAUGUAAAUUCUGACGUAGAAGCAAAUUAG
Molecule: messenger RNA, 2206 nt
Organism: Blepharisma stoltei
Lineage: Eukaryota; Ciliophora; Heterotrichea; Heterotrichida; Blepharismidae
Source: the annotation of a GenBank genome assembly